Messenger RNA from Penicillium soppii, 750 nucleotides. RefSeq lists its product as uncharacterized. NCBI's taxonomy places the organism in Eukaryota, Fungi, Ascomycota, Eurotiomycetes, Eurotiales, Aspergillaceae. The record is from RefSeq and is a predicted model, not a curated record. Bases 1 to 750 code for a protein of 249 amino acids. The transcript is spliced from 3 exons.
AUGUGUACAGUGGGACUCUCGCUGUCGCUUUGGGAGCAGUUUCCGCGCAAAGGUAUUGAUGGCAGCUAUCGAAAAGAAAUUCUAGGUACCUGGAACGAUGGAAUCUAUUCAACGGGGUCCGUUUUGACCAGAAUGUACGUCUUGCAACCUCCCUGGGGACCUGAAAUGGGUAUGGAGCACAACAAAACUUUCACAAUAUUGGGAAUGGUGAUGCAAACCAUUGAAGAAUUCUUUCUCAAUCUCUUCUCCGGCUCCAUGGAGCAAGAUGGGCUUAGGCAAAACAUUAAAUCAAAUACACAUUCAAUAUACGCCAGUGGGGAUGUGGUACAGGUUAUCUCGUCCUCAGGUUCAAAUAUUACCGACUACACAGGCAAGCAUGCUGAAAAACUCCGCUGUGCCGUGGAGAAUCUUUCCAAAGCGAUGUCCAAAUCAUUUCGAGACACUGCAUUGUCCAAGGAGAAAAACUCGACUGUCACAGGUAGGGUAAUGGUUAGCAAGACAUACAUUAUCAUACAUUGGCAGUGGAUUGCUCUUCCGGUUGUAGUGUGGCUGCUGGGUCUUUUCACUUUGAUAGGUGUUAUAUGGAAGACUCGAAAAUCUAUCGCUCCGACAUGGAAAAAUGAUGUGUUACCAUUCCUAUCCGUAUACGAAAGUAGUGAAAACGAAAAUACCGAAAUUGAUGGAAAGCUCUCGGAUAAGCAGAAAGUGAGAUUAUAUGAAAGUGAAGGCAGAAUACGGCUCGGGAUUUAG